This is a messenger RNA of Cylindrotheca closterium, 1668 nucleotides long. The record is from the annotation of a GenBank genome assembly. NCBI's taxonomy places the organism in Eukaryota, Bacillariophyta, Bacillariophyceae, Bacillariales, Bacillariaceae.
AUGGCGUCUAUGGUAUACGAUGAAUACGGAAGGCCCUUUAUUGUCUUGAAGGACCAACAGAGCAAGAACCGAGUCAAGGGUGUAGAAGCUACCAAAUCCAAUAUCUUGGCGGCCAGAUCCAUAUCCAAGUUGCUCCGAACAUCCUUGGGACCUAAGGGAAUGGACAAGCUCAUGGUGAGCCCAGAUGGAGACGUUACCAUUACCAAUGACGGUGCCACAAUUAUGACACAAAUGGAAAUUCACCAUCAAGUAGCCAAGUUGAUGGUAGAACUUUCCUCUUCUCAGGAUGAUGAAAUUGGAGACGGAACUACCGGUGUUGUGGUUUUGGCGGGAGCCUUGUUAGAGCAAGCGGAAGUCUUGUUGAACAAAGGAGUUCACCCUGUUCGUAUUGCCAGUGGAUUUGAGACGGCAGCGGAGGUAGCAAUUAAGCAUUUGGAAGUCAUUGCGGACCGCGUCGAAUUCAGCAGAGACAACUUGGAACCCUUGCUGACCACUGCCAAGACAACUCUGUCCAGUAAGAUUUUGCAAUCCCACCGAGACGAAAUGGCGCAAGUUGCUGUCCAGGCAGUCAUGAAUGUUGCUGAUUUGGACCGUAACGAUGUCAACUUUGAUAUGAUUCGUAUGGAAGGAAAGACUGGGGGAUCCUUGAAGGAUACCGCAUUGGUGAAUGGAUUAGUCUUGGACAAGGAAUUUUCGCACCCCCAAAUGCCGACCGAGAUUACUGAUGCCAAGAUCUGUAUUUUGACUUGCCCCCUAGAACCACCAAAACCAAAGACCAAGCACAAGUUGCAAAUUACUUCGGUGGAAGCCUACGAGGAGCUUUACGCCCAAGAGCAAGACUAUUUCCGUGCGAUGAUACAGAAAAUUAAGGACAGUGGAGCCAACUUGGUCAUUUGUCAAUGGGGGUUUGAUGAUGAAGCGAAUCACUUGCUUCUGCAACAGGGACUUCCCGCUGUUCGUUGGGUAGGAGGUGUCGAGAUUGAACACAUUGCCAUUGCCACUGGUGCACGUAUUGUCGCCCGUGUCGAAGAACUAUCGGAAGACAAGCUGGGAACCGUUGGAAAAGUCAAGCAAAUCUCUCUUGGAACCAACAGCUCGAGACAACAAGAUCGAAUCUUGGUUCUAGAGGACUGUAAGAACCAAAAGGCUGUCACUGUGUUGGUCCGUGGUGGAAAUAAGAUGAUUGUCGAUGAGGCCAAGCGAUCGCUUCAUGAUGCCAUGUGCGUCGUGAGAAAUUUGGUCAUUGACAAUCGUGUGGUUUACGGUGGGGGUUCGGCAGAGGUUUCGUGCUCUUUGGCCGUCAAGAAGUUUGCAGACACUGUUUCAGGAGUGGAUCAAUAUGCCAUUCGUGCCUUUGGUGAUGCUCUAGAUGACAUUCCAAUGGCAUUGGCUGAAAAUGCUGGUCUUUCGCCCAUUGAAGAAGUUGCUGCCAUCAAAUCGAGACAAGUCAAGGAGAAUAACCCAAGAGUAGGACUCGGGCUUAAUCAUAUCGACUUGGAUGCUAAAUUGGACUUGAAUGGAAAGAGGUUUGAUCAUUCUACCGACAUGAAGACUCUUGGAGUAUUUGAGACUCUGAUUGGAAAGCAACAACAACUGCAGUUGGCAGCACAAGUUGUCAAGAUGAUACUGAAGAUUGAUGACGUUAUCUCGCAAGGAAACUAUCAAUAA